Messenger RNA from Hydra vulgaris (swiftwater hydra), 2911 nucleotides. Its product is annotated as protein ECT2. The record is from RefSeq and is a predicted model, not a curated record. Gene Ontology annotation, cellular component: nucleus; cell cortex. NCBI's taxonomy places the organism in Eukaryota, Metazoa, Cnidaria, Hydrozoa, Anthoathecata, Hydridae. Gene Ontology annotation, molecular function: guanyl-nucleotide exchange factor activity; GTPase activator activity. Gene Ontology annotation, biological process: regulation of cytokinesis, actomyosin contractile ring assembly; mitotic cytokinesis; activation of GTPase activity.
AAAUAGUAGUUAUUACUAAAUAUAAUAAUAUGUUAAAUUAGCUGAUAAUUAUGGACGCUGAAAAUGAUAAUAAUUCAAGUAUGAACAAUAAAAGUAGAAUGAAUUACUCAACUUUGAGCUUGAUUAGUGUAUUGUCAUCGUCUGCUCCUCCACUUUCAAACAAAAGUUCAAGUUUUGAUAUAAAAGAUAUUACAUUUUGCUUAACAAGCAAGUUAGAUAUGAAUAACAAAGAACUAAUGUCAGCUAUUCAGCAUUUUAGUCCCGAGUACACUGUAGCUGAUUCAAAAGAAUCUUUGAUCAAUCUUUCAGAAGAUAAACAAAAGUAUUUUUUUAUUUGUGCUUCUUUUUCGGGUGAUGAAUUCAAAUACCUUAGAAAACAAAUGUGUCGUAUUUGCGGACCACCAUUUCUUAUUUAUCUAUACAAUAAAAAAAGAUCCAUACCAAAUACAACAAGACCACUUUUUAAUGGCUCUAUGUUUGGUGUGGCUGUUUGUUUUACUGGAUUUGCUGUAAAGCGGGAAUCAGUGAGUCAUCUUGCAGAUCUUGUUCAUUACAUGGGUGGAAGUGUUCGCAGAGAUUUUAGCGGAAAAGUUACUCAUGUUAUUGCAAACUUAGCUCAGGGUCAAAAAUACAAGGCCGCUGUUAAUUUGGGAAGAAGUAUCAUGACUGAAGAUUGGAUUUUAAGUUCAUGGGAAAAUAGAAAUGAUGUAUCAUUCAAAGCCACAGAAGAAAGUUUUAUAAAAAAAUAUCUAAUGAAGCCAUUCCAUGGUUUAACCUUAAGUUUUUAUGGUUUCACUGAAGAGGAAACUAAACACAUGCAUGAAAUCACUACAAGUAAUGGUGGUACAUACCUGUCACUAUUAAAAGAAGAAUCAUGUACACAUUUAGUUGUUGAUGAGAUGUUUCCACACCAGUUACCUCUUGAAGAAUUUAAGCCAUUGCAUGUUGUAAAGCAAGAGUGGUUUUGGGCAAGUAUUCAAUUGGAUGCAUGUGCUGAAGAAUCCAUGUAUCACAUUGUGACGGAAGAAGGAACUCCUCUAGGUACAAGUCAAAGAUUUAAAAAAAGAAAAUAUUUAAAUGCAUCAGACAUCAGUGAUUUAUUGUCACCUAAUUCUCCAUAUGGUGCUAAUAAAAGACGCAGUAAAGAUGGUAGACUAUCUUCAAUGUCCUCAAUAACUUUUGAAUCAUCUCUAAGUUCACCUUUUUACCGAUCUCAGAUUGAUUCUCCUGAAAUAAAGACUUUAGACAAAACAAGCCAGCCAACAUCAGCACGUUAUCAAAGGUGUGUGGAACUUCAACAGACAGAAAAAAAUUAUGUCUAUGUUUUAAAGACAAUUGUUGAGAUAUUUAAAAAGCCAUUAGAAGAUUCAGCAAAUCAAAGAGGAGGUUCAUUGCUUGCUCCAGAAGAAAUCAAAACAAUAUUUGGGUCUAUUCCUGAACUCUUAGAAACUCAUGAGAGAUUAUUGCAUGCAAUUGAUAAGCUUAUUGAAAAUUGGGAUGAGGAAGUUUUGAUAGGAAAAGCUAUUAAUGAUAAUGUAGAAAAUAUGAUUAAAGUAUAUCCAGUUUUUGUCAACUACUUCGAAAUAAUAAAAGAGACCAUUAUAAAAUGUGACAAGGAAAAGCCACGUUUCCACGCUUUUCUAAAGAUAUGUUUAACAAAACCUGAUUGUAGUCGUCAAAGUUUAACUGAACUACUUAUACGUCCUGUACAGAGAAUACCAUCAAUGAGUUUACUAAUUAAUGACAUUUUAAAAAAGACACCAGAAUCUAAUCCAGAUUAUAAGCAUUUAAAGGAUGCAGUUGAAUCAAUUAAAAAUGUUUUGACACAUAUUAAUGAAGAUAAAAGAAAAACAGAGCACCAAGUUGAGAUGUUUGAAAUAAUGAGAGAAGUUGAUAAUUGUCCACCAUAUAUACUCUCUUCAAGUCGUUUUUUGAUACAAAAAGUGGAUGUAAUGGAAGUUGGAGAGGGUUUUGUUCUAAAACCUGAUCAAAUGAUGAUGUAUUUGUUCAACGACUGUAUUGAACUUGCUCGUAAAAGGAAUCGUGUUAUAAACUCAACAACUACCUAUAAAAGUCCUGCUUUAAACAAUUUACAAAAAGGAAUUCAUAAAUUGUAUAAACAUGUGGAGUUCAUUCAUUUAUUAUCAUUAAGAUCUGUGGUGGACAUUAAAGACAGCAAUGAACAUCAAGAUUUAUUUGGACUAGUAUAUCAUUUAAACUUGGAAAAUAAAGAUCAUUUAUCAAUAUUUAAACUAUGCAGCUCAGUGAGUAAAAAUGGAAUAUUAGAAAAAGUUAUGAAGUGUAUCAGUCAAACUCAAAGUUCUACUGAAAUGGAAAACCUAAUGAUAUCUGUGGAUGGUUCAGAACUGACUUCUGAAAAGUAUGAUAUGAGUGACAUCAAGAAUAAAAGUUAUCUUCAUAAAGUAUUAAAGAAAGCUAAAGGUGGUUUGAGUAAAAAGGUUGGUCGAGCAUUUUCUUUAAACAAAACUCCUAAACAAACAAGUUUAAAAACAAAUGCAGAUGUAAAAAGAGCUUUAAGUGUUACUCCAAUGAGCGAUUCUUUUAGAAACUUAGCACCAGUUAGUCCGUCACCCAGCGAGUAUACUGUCACAGAGUUUUCUGUUUGUGAAGAUGAGUAAUCGCUUUUUUAUAUAUUUGGUAUGUUCAAUUAUUACAGAUUAAAGGUACUCUUGAAUUAAGAAUCAAAAGAACUAAAAAUAAGUGCAGAACAGAAACUAAGUGCAGAACAGAAACUACAGGAUAGAAUACAUUUUAUGGAUUUUUGCUGAUAAAAACUUUUUUUCUAUUCUUAUUUUGUUUUAAAAUAUUAUGAUUAACUAUAUAAACUUAAAAAACCUUUAUUUAUUUAAAAAUUUGUUUUAUUUUAUGUAAAUUUGUGUGAAUAGUAAUG